AUGAAGAGCUUAUUGAAUAAGCGGUUUUCGCCUAAACGUCGAAAUAAACCAAUCACUUACGCACCAGCUUCAGCAGCGAAACCUAAACCCAAACCCAAACCUAAACCCAAACAACUGGACCCACCAAUGCAAUCCGGUGAGAGCAGUAGCCAGAAAAGCAGCACUCCCAUACCAAUCAAGUCUAUAUUAAGACCUGUUGAUGGCACGCACGAACAUGAGAAUAAAUCUGUCCGCAUUGUGGAAUCUUCACCACAUCCGGAGUCUGUUCCAAUCAGCACACCAACUAGGAUAAUAGUAGGACCAUUACCUGAUGGAAAUGUUAGUGACUCUUUGGUAUAUAAUGCCAGCGAUUUAGAAAAGGGUCAUAUCGGCGUCGCGGAGGAAUCGUCACCGCUACUAGAAUCACAGUUGCCUGAUUUGACAACAUACCAAACAAUUUCCCCAGAGUCCAACCCCACUGCACAGAUACAUUGCUGGUCAACACCCUCGUUGCCAAUUCCAAUACCACCACCAUCAAGCGAUCAGCCAUGUUCAGGCGACCCCGUGCAGUCACCCUCAAUUCCCCCAUCCAGGGAAUCACCAUUUACCAGUCCGUUAAGUCGGUUCUUGCAAAUGCUAUACGCAAGAUAUCCUGUCAUCAUAACUUAUAUCCUAAUCACCAUCUGUGUCAUUGGGAUAAUAUAUUCUUUAGUAACAGGAACUGGUAGAUCAUAUCUCUUGGUUAUUAUAAAGGCAUGUAUAUGCUGGAUAAUGGGUACAGACGUGGCAAGAAUGCUUUUUGGUACCCAGUUCUGUGAUAUUGAGUUUAAAGUGUCAUGA
Kluyveromyces lactis is the source of this 819-nucleotide messenger RNA. RefSeq lists its product as uncharacterized. The transcript has a single exon. Lineage: Eukaryota; Fungi; Ascomycota; Saccharomycetes; Saccharomycetales; Saccharomycetaceae. The record is from RefSeq and is a predicted model, not a curated record. The coding region runs from base 1 to 819 and encodes 272 amino acids.